AUGUCCAUCGCCAGAUUUCUGCUUUGUUGCACCGCGCUGACUGCAGCAAAGUGUCGGAGCCGGCGGAUGAAAUGCGAUGAACGUCGGCCCAGAUGCCUAAUGUGUCAUUUGUCCAAGGUCUCUUGUGCAGGGUACGACAAGAGUUUGGUCUUUGCGUCCGAAGAUAACACGACUACGGGAGCGGUGCGUUUUCGGCGCCCGUUCUUGGAUGACGAAGAAAGAGCUCGCAUGUGCGAUUGGCUUACUACAAGUGUGCCUCCUCACUUGGCUCUGUGGCAUAUCACUGGAAUCGAUGACGCAUGCGAGGCAUCGGCGGCUCCCGAGCUUCAAGUUUGCCGCGGUCCGUUUGGUGCCUUCAGAUUAGUCGGUUCCCUCACGCCCGAGCUAAUGCACACAACGGUGACGACAAUGCCAGACACUAGCUCUGAGGAAGUGGAAAGUCAUGAGCCUGCUUCCGACGAACCUUGUGGGCCUGCCGACACCGCCUUCGAAGGAACUGGCGACCAUCCAAUACUUCCGGCCGAAUAUACUGAGCACGGCGAGAAACCCACACUGGUGGAACCGUCGACCAGCUGCUGGGAGCCUGCGAUAAACCAUAGUGGCCAGAUCCAGGCAAUUUUCAAUGAUGCAGCGUUGCUCGAACUAGAACUCUUGCCCAUUGAGUCAAUGUGUCUUCCAGAUUGCUCUCCUAUUGACCCCAUGAUAGGCCCCAAUUCGAACCCUCCUCCAAGACCAGGUCCAUCGUCGAUCCCUCCGGGGAUUCGAACCAUUGUACCCCUUCCAGAAGACGCAGUAUAUCUGCUGAAACAUUAUUCAACGACAGUUCUGGCCUUGUUCACUCCGUUUAAGCACAGCAAAACACCUUGGCACAUAUUGUUCCUCCCGCACGCGAAAAGCACCCUGGCCGGGCUCACUUUGCGUGAGAACCUGGACCACGCCAGCUUGUGUGCUUUCUACGGCAUCCUCACUAUCAGCGCUGCGAGCCUUAGUGGGGUUUCUGGCUCCCAGAGGUGGUUAACGAAAGCAAUCGAGUACGAGGCACUGGCUCAAGAACACUCCAGGCUCAUGCUGUAUUCAGCAUACGCCCUGCCCAAAGCCGCCAAGUACAAAACGACUUUGAUUGCACUUUUGACCAUGCUUCAGAUCUCACUGGUCUCCUGUAACCCGGAAAGAACGGAAUUCUUCUUCUUGGAGGCCGAGAGGUUUAUUCGUCUGAAGGGGCUUAACCGGCGCAAAUCUCGCAAGGUCCGGCUUCUUCACCACUGUUACGCAUUCGAGCGUGUCCUGUACGAGAGCACCGUCAGAGAUGGUACAACUUCAAGGCAUCGUUUAGAAGUGCGCAUGGCGGUUGAGUCGAGUGGCGCUGCCUCAUUCAGCCAAGAUAGCCUCUCAUUCCGCUUGGGCAGCUGGAACAAUCUUGACCAAGAGAUGCUCAAAGUCAAGGGCAGAGAGGAGGGUGAAAACGACCUUCAUCUAGAAAUACCGGGUCUUUGGGCAGCGACUCUGUACCCGGAAAUCUUCGGUAUACCAGAGGCCUGGCUCCUUCUUCUUUCGCUCGUCAUUCGACUCGUAAGGGAAAAGGAGCUCGCCGAACGAGACUGCCCCGAUGCGAUAAGCCUGGGGGAGUUUUUGCGCAGGGCGAGGGCGGUGGAACAGUGCAUCAACAACCUGAAUCUUUUGCCGACCUGGUCGAGCCUGGCCGGCCGUCAAACCGAUGAAGCGGCCACCACUCGCGGCUUGCUGGAUAUCUUGGUUGAUGCCAUGCAGCAGGCUCUGGCAAUAUUCUUUUAUCGGCGAGUAUACGAAGUCGACUCAAGCUUAGUUCAAGAAAAGGUACUUACGAUUCGCAAUCUGCUACUGCGGGUCGAGUCCACCGACAUUGGCCUAGGGCAGAGCUACUGCCGACUGCUCUGGCCGGCAUACAUCGCCGCGGGCGAAGCCGAAGACGCUGCUGUUCGGGUUUCGUUCUCCAACUGGUUCAAGAAUUCCGCACGACACAGCGGGUUAGGGUUAUUUAUGAGGAAACUAGAGGACAUUGAACGACUUUGGAUGACUCGGUCACGUACCAUGCAGCCCGGACCCUCACGGAAUGACAUGAUGGGAAGUAGCAACUUUGUCUGUGCGUAA
Molecule: messenger RNA, 2127 nt
Organism: Purpureocillium lilacinum
Lineage: Eukaryota; Fungi; Ascomycota; Sordariomycetes; Hypocreales; Ophiocordycipitaceae
Source: RefSeq, a predicted model, not a curated record